Molecule: messenger RNA, 1038 nt
Organism: Fusarium fujikuroi IMI 58289
Lineage: Eukaryota; Fungi; Ascomycota; Sordariomycetes; Hypocreales; Nectriaceae
Product: related to tetracycline resistance proteins
Exons: 1
Coding region: 1-1038 (345 amino acids)
Source: RefSeq, a predicted model, not a curated record
AUGUCUACUUUUCAUCCAUUUACCAACCUGCCCGUUGAACUGCGCCUUCAAAUUCGGAAUGCUGCUUGUCUUCCAUCCACGUCACGCGGUCGUGGCAUACAUUACGUCAACGUCCGAGAUGACCAGGUAAUGCCCUUGAGUUGCAACUGGCCUCUAAAACCCGAUCUUGAGAGGCCAAACCAUCAGCCGAAUCGAUCUGCCUACCUUACAGAUGGAGGUCUAUGGAGGGCCUGUAAGGAGUCGAGAGAAGUUGUACGCAAACACUCACGCUCCAAAAACUGGCCAGGCGGAGAAGACGCGGUGCGCCCGGCGAUUCUCACGAUCAGAGAAGAUGAAGAAAGGUGGCAUAUGAUGGUCUACUCGAGUCGGGAUAUCUUUGCUAUCAGGGCAGACAACUGGCGGUCUAUAUAUGAAAAGUCUUAUUCUCCCCGGUUAUAUAUACCGAAUAAUGUUUCCGGAACCAACGUACGGCGUUUCGUCAAGAAUGUCGCCAUCGAGUAUGAUCAUAAAUGGUCCCUUAACCUCCCAAGUUCCUUAUACACCUUGAGAGAAGAGAACUCUGCUCGGGGAUACCUAGCAAGACUACUCAUUGACCGUGCCUCUACCAGAAGCAAAGGCGCCCCUGAGAACAUCUGGCUCAUCGACAAAAAGGCCCUGUGGAUGAGAAACCCCAAGUACGAAGAGGGAGUGCACCAGGUUUCAACCCCCAAACAGAAUAUAGCCACGGUAUAUCGCGAUUUUGAUGCAGAGUAUAUCGAUGUUUCUUGUGGUCAUGCUGUUCCCAGAAAGGAUAAUAAGGUACACCCAAGUUCGCUGGCUUUCGUCACAAAGCUUGGUACGCGUUUCAAUUCACAGUUAUUUGGGAUCGCCCAGCACCUCACAUCUCUGAAUCGCCGCAGCAGUGAUUACGAGAUUAGCUUCAGGAUAACCUAUCAACACUUUGCGGUUACACAUGCGGUUAGACUUCUUGUUUCUCCAGACAAUGAAGUAAAGCCUUGUACAAAAGGCUGCAAGACAAAAUGCAAGGAUAUUGGUUAG